Messenger RNA from Amoebophrya sp. A120, 1015 nucleotides. The record is from the annotation of a GenBank genome assembly. NCBI's taxonomy places the organism in Eukaryota, Dinophyceae, Syndiniales, Amoebophryaceae.
AUGCACGCGGAUGCAGCCAAGGGCGCAGGCAGUUUUCAAAUUUCACGGGAAUUGUUUGCAGCAGCGCCGAAAAUGUCGGAUGGGAGCACUUCGCACAUCGGUAAUGUCCUCGCUGCGCUGGAAGUGAAAGGAUUCGACAUUUACGACGCAGAGGGUGAAGAGUACUUCUCUGACACCGUGAGACCAGACCCCAACGCGUUCCCGUUCUCGAUUUGCUUCAACGCUCACUUCAGCGACCAAGAUUUGUCAACCUUUGCGGCGCCCCUCUUGAAAGACCUAGAGAACAAGAGCGGCAUAUAUGCGGAUGAAAGCGACCCCGGUCGCGGUCCCAGAGAUCAUGAAUCAGGGGAGAACAGCACGCAGACUGUACCAGUGACAGGUGGUACUAAACUUGCGGGCAUCUUGGAAGCAGCUCUUCGUAAAACGCGCGUCAAAGUGCUCAAUUACAUAGUCGACGAAGCAGAAAAAUCGUUUGCGCAAGCAGAUAUGUCUUUUCUACUCACCGAGGAAAUGUACGAAGCGGGGCCGAAGCUGCCGAAUGGAAAAACGUAUCCACUUUACACCGCUGAUCUUAAAGAUUUUCAUCCCGCAUGGGAUACUAUCGAUAUUUAUUACGAGUUCGCGAUGUAUUAUCGAAUUCAGCUAGUUCCCGGACUUGGUGUGAAGACGCCCGAUGAUGGCGGUCGGUUUCCGCUCAAGGUGUAUCUUAAGCGGUGAACUUCGCUUGAUACAUCAAUUGCAAAUCUCUGCGACGGCGGCCGCUCUGUACUAAAGAAGUGCGGGUUUGAGCAGCGAGAUAUAAUUAUAAACAUGAUGCUAGUAGGGCGGGAGAAGUAGAGGAUUCAGAAAGUAGAAAGAGCUCUGCUUUGUAAAAUGAAAAUCUCGUUGACGGAAACGAGAUGGAACUGAGUACAAUCUAGUGCUUUGAUGAAGAAAUUGCAUCAAAUAACAACCUGCGCCGAUGUCUGCACCAGUUCACGCACGCAGCGGCCAAAGGGAUUACUUUACAAAUAGG